Molecule: messenger RNA, 587 nt
Organism: Dipodomys ordii (Ord's kangaroo rat)
Lineage: Eukaryota; Metazoa; Chordata; Mammalia; Rodentia; Heteromyidae
Product: probable ubiquitin carboxyl-terminal hydrolase FAF-X
Exons: 4
Source: RefSeq, a predicted model, not a curated record
GCAGGAAAACAUGAAGCCAUUGUGAAGAAUGUUCAUGAUCUCCUGGCAAAAUUGGCAUGGGAUUUUUCUCCCGAACAACUUGAUCAUCUUUUUGAUUGCUUUAAGGCCAGUUGGACAAAUGCAAGUAAAAAGCAACGUGAAAAGUUACUUGAGUUGAUUCGUCGUCUUGCAGAAGAUGAUAAAGAUGGUGUGAUGGCACACAAAGUGUUGAACCUUCUGUGGAAUCUGGCCCACAGUGAUGAUGUGCCUGUAGAUAUCAUGGACCUGGCUCUUAGUGCCCACAUAAAAAUACUAGAUUACAGUUGCUCCCAGGACCGGGACACACAGAAGAUCCAAUGGAUAGAUCGCUUCAUAGAAGAACUUCGCACAAAUGACAAAUGGGUUAUUCCUGCACUGAAACAAAUUAGAGAAAUUUGUAGUUUAUUUGGUGAAGCACCUCAAAAUUUGAGUCAAACUCAGCGAAGUCCCCAUGUAUUUUAUCGCCAUGACUUAAUCAAUCAACUUCAGCACAAUCAUGCCCUAGUUACUUUGGUAGCAGAAAACCUUGCAACUUACAUGGAAAGCAUGAGACUGUAUGGUAGAGGUAU